Molecule: messenger RNA, 501 nt
Organism: Pistacia vera
Lineage: Eukaryota; Viridiplantae; Streptophyta; Magnoliopsida; Sapindales; Anacardiaceae
Exons: 1
Coding region: 1-501 (166 amino acids)
Source: RefSeq, a predicted model, not a curated record
AUGACGUCGAAGACAAACUUGGUUAACCCAACAAAAUUGGAUGAUUUGAAUGCUUUUGACAAAUCGUUACUUGAUAUUGGAGAAGGAAGGGACGUUGCAGAAGAUGAAAGUUACAUUCAAAUUCCUGAAGAUUUGAAAGUCGCUCAACAUACCAGUCAUGAAGAAACAAUUAUAAAUGCUGUUUUUCCAGAUUUAACUACUCAGAUAAAUAAUGUUGACUAUAUCAGAAAGAGAGCAAUAUUGACACCCAAAAAUGAGACGGUACAUAGAUUGAAUGACUAUAUCACUCAGAGCCUGCCAUCAGAAAAAAAGACAUAUCUUAGCUUAGACAGCAAUUGCAAAGCAGCAAGUAUCUCAAAUGAAGAUGACAUUCUCUAUCCGACUGGAUUUCUUAAUUCUCUUAUGUGCUUCGGAAUGCCCAAACAUGAAUUGCAUCUGAAAAUUGACAUUCCCAUUAUGUUACUGCGUAGUUUAAAUCGAUCUGAUGGUCUUUGCAAUUGA